This is a messenger RNA of Schistocerca piceifrons (Central American locust), 417 nucleotides long. RefSeq lists its product as uncharacterized. Bases 1 to 417 code for a protein of 138 amino acids. The transcript is spliced from 2 exons. The record is from RefSeq and is a predicted model, not a curated record. Lineage: Eukaryota; Metazoa; Arthropoda; Insecta; Orthoptera; Acrididae.
AUGGCUGUUGCGAGGGAUGAAGACAUCGAUAAUGAAUUGCUCAUAAAUGAAGUAGAAAAGAGGCCUGCAUUGUUCAAUAAAACUUUAAAAGAUUAUUGUGACGCUAAUUUGAAAUGCAAACUUUUGGAUGAAGUGUGUGUAAACGUGUGGAGAACGCUGGAACAACGAAGAUGGGAAAAUCUAAGGACAUGCUUUGCAAGAGAAUUGCGUGAGCAAAAAUCGGCCAAGUCUGGACAACCAGCCGGAAAGCGCCGAAAGUACAAAUUUUACGAUCAGCAUUUGUUUAUUCAACCAACCGUAGAAGUACCUGAAACAAGUGGAAAUGCUGAACCAGUAGUAAGCGAUGAGGAACCUGAGGAAACAGACAACGUUAAAGGGCACCCAUUGUUCGUUCUUCACAUACCUGUUACAAUCUAA